AUAAGUAACGUCGAGAAAGCGGAGUUUGAGCUGAAGUCCUUGUUCUCCAGAUACACCGCCCAAGUAGUAGCCGCCGCUGGUUUCGGCGUGGAUGGAUACUGUUUUGAUGACGAGAAAAAGGAUAUAUCUUUCCGAAAACUCGGACAAGCCAUUUUUGAACCGUCCACACGAAAUAAAAUUAUGUUCGCUCUCUUGGUCUUUAUUCCAUCGUUAAACAAAAUCAUUAAAAUGAAUUUUAUUCCAAAGAGCGUAGACCAUUUCUUCAGGACAUUGGUUGCGGAUCUCAUGGAGCAAAGGAGAAAAGAUGGCAUACCUAGGAACGAUUUUCUCCAUUUGAUGGCCGAACUGGAGAGAGCGGAGGGCAAGAAUUUCGACACUGAAAUGCUCACGGGACAGGCGAUGUCGUUUGUACUCGAUGGCUAUGAAACCUCUAGCACUGUUAUGAGUUUCACCGGCUUCUAUUUGGCCAGUUAUCCAAAAAUACAGGAGAAAUUACGCGAAGAAGUGUUGUCCGUGCUUAACAGAUACGACGGUGAAAUCACAUAUGAAGGUUUGAGGGAGAUGACAUACAUGGAUCAAGUCUUCAACGAAUCGAUGAGAAUGGUACCCGCAGGAUUGGUCUUGAAGAAACGAUGCACGGAAGAAUUUGAAUUGAAAGGCUCGGAUGGAGUUGUCUGUCGCGUGCAACCCAGAACUGCGAUCAUGAUACCGGUUCAAGCUUUUCACAAGGAUCCUCAAUACUGGGAAAAUCCCGAAGAGUACAAUCCUGAAAGAUUCAGCUCGGACAGGAAACACAGCAUCGAGAGAUUCGCCUAUCUUCCCUUCGGCGAAGGUCCGCGAAUCUGCGUGGGGAUGAGAAUGGCCCAGCUACAGAUGAAGGCAGGUCUGGCUACAAUUCUGAAAAAGUACAGCAUGGAACUAUCCCCGAGGACGCAAAAACCUUUGAAGAUGAUUCCUGGAACCCUUCUACCAACACCAAAAGGUGGUCUGUGGGCCUACUUUAGACGCCUUUGAGCACGAAUAUCUUCUUUUAAAUUUUUUCCGAGCUUUUAUUGCAUAAAUAAUUUUUUAUGUUUAAUAAAAAAAAUUUCUGUAUUUACAAAAUGGGGUUGUCUUCAAAUUUAAUUAGUUUUAAUUACUGCAUUUAUGUUUAUAUAAUAGUAAAAGAGAUGUUACUGCAACAGAAACUGUUGCUUGAAAUACUUUU
Molecule: messenger RNA, 1207 nt
Organism: Temnothorax curvispinosus
Lineage: Eukaryota; Metazoa; Arthropoda; Insecta; Hymenoptera; Formicidae
Product: cytochrome P450 3A19-like
Exons: 1
Molecular function (GO): oxidoreductase activity, acting on paired donors, with incorporation or reduction of molecular oxygen; monooxygenase activity; iron ion binding
Source: RefSeq, a predicted model, not a curated record